Molecule: messenger RNA, 594 nt
Organism: Cavenderia fasciculata
Lineage: Eukaryota; Evosea; Eumycetozoa; Acytosteliales; Cavenderiaceae
Exons: 3
Coding region: 1-594 (197 amino acids)
Source: RefSeq, a predicted model, not a curated record
AUGACUGCCAAUGUCUGUAAGAAAUACAGAGCAAUCGUCACAAGACCGCUGGAAUCAUUAGAAAGUUGUUGGAAAAGUACAAGUACUGUGAAAAAGACAAUCUUGAUGGCGAUGAGUAGAGCCGCCAAAGCAGGUGAUGUGCUCGGGACACAGCAAGCAAGAGGUGCCGUCGGUGCCAUACGUGCUGUAGAGAAAGAUCAUGCACUUGCUCUGGCAAAACUUGUUGGUCAGCGGCUGCCCGUCCAACGUCUUGAUUUCAAAGAUGUACGGGUAGUUGUUGCCGCUGACGAUGGGCGAAAAGUUGUUUACGGUCGAGUAGUUGAGGUUGAUGAUGGCGCUGCCGAGCUGCACCUGCUGCCCGACCUCUUGGGUGUUGUUGAUCAUGGUAAAGUUGGCGAGAUCGGGCACGGACCGCGUGUAGUAGAUGACGGAACCCUCGUGUGCGCUGUUGAGGAUGGCCUCGCCAUACGUGACCGUAAGGGAGGCGUCGCUGUCGAGGAAAAACACGCCGCCCUGGUCGGCCGCGUUGCCGAUAAACGUCGACCCGUUGAUGUAGAGCGUGGCAGUGUCCAUGAUGCCGGCGACACCACCUGA